Molecule: messenger RNA, 2132 nt
Organism: Carlito syrichta (Philippine tarsier)
Lineage: Eukaryota; Metazoa; Chordata; Mammalia; Primates; Tarsiidae
Gene: CLK1
Product: CDC like kinase 1
Exons: 13
Coding region: 160-1914 (584 amino acids)
Biological process (GO): protein phosphorylation; regulation of RNA splicing
Cellular component (GO): nucleus
Molecular function (GO): ATP binding; protein tyrosine kinase activity
Source: RefSeq, a predicted model, not a curated record
AAAAGCAUUGUUUUAGUGGCCGCAGUUAGAACAUGUGCUGUUUCCUGAUUUUCCCACCCUUCCCUGCUUCUAGCGUUCACAAACACAGCUCUUAGCGUGGACAACACCCUUCUCCCCAGCCCCGAGGCACUUCCCCCGAUUCCGGAGACUCGGGCCAAAAUGGCCGCGCCGCAACCCCUCCCUUCCCCCACCCCACGCCAGCUCGCUCGGGACGCACGGCGCCGGCGCACUCGGCGGCCGCGCGCGACGCCCCGUCCUUCCGCGCCACGCCACGCCCCCUCCGCGCCACGCCACGCCCCCGCGGUGGAGACGCGCUCGCUGCGUCAUCGUGUUUUCGAGGCGAGCCCUGACGCUGCGUCUGUCAUCUCCAUUUUGCACUCGGUGCCCGUCGCAUCCAGCUGGGCGCUCUGCGGUGCAAGCUUUGUCACCUUGGCCUUGUUGGAGUCUCUGGCCGACACGAUGAGACACUCAAAGAGAGCUUAUUGUCCUGAUUGGGAUGAAAAGGAUUGGGACUAUGGGAAGUGGAGGAGCUGCAGUGGUCACAAAAGAAGGAAGAGGUCACAUAGCAGUGCUCAGGAGAACAAGCGCUGCAAGUACGACCACUCUAAGACAUCCGACAGCCAUUAUUUGGAAAGCAGGUCUAUAAAUGAGAAAGAUUAUCAUGGUCGACGCUACAUUGAUGAAUACAGAAACGACUAUAGUCACGGGUGUGACCCUGGACAUCACCACAGAGACCCUGAAAGCAGAUACCAGAACCACAGUAGCAAGUCUUCUGGUAGAAGUGGGAGGAGUAGUUAUAAAAGCAAACACAGGGUCCACCACAGCACUUCCCAUCAUCGUUCCCAUGGGAAGAGUCACCGAAGGAAAAGAACCAGGAGUGUAGAGGAUGAUGAGGAGGGUCACCUGAUCUGUCAGAGUGGAGACGUACUAAGUGCAAGAUAUGAAAUUGUUGAUACUUUAGGUGAAGGAGCUUUUGGAAAAGUCGUGGAGUGCAUUGAUCAUAAAGCGGGAGGUAGACAUGUAGCAGUAAAAAUAGUUAAAAAUGUGGAUAGAUACUGUGAAGCUGCUCGCUCAGAAAUACAAGUUCUAGAACACUUAAAUACAACAGACCCCAACAGUACUUUCCGUUGUGUCCAGAUGUUGGAGUGGUUUGAGCAUCAUGGUCACAUUUGCAUUGUUUUUGAACUACUGGGACUUAGUACUUAUGACUUUAUUAAGGAAAAUGGUUUUCUCCCAUUUCGACUGGAUCAUAUCAGGAAGAUGGCAUAUCAGAUAUGCAAGUCUGUGAAUUUUUUGCACAGUAAUAAGUUGACUCACACAGACUUAAAGCCUGAAAACAUCUUAUUUGUGCAGUCUGACUACACAGAGGCAUAUAAUCCCAAAAUGAAACGUGAUGAACGUACUUUAAUAAAUCCAGAUAUUAAAGUUGUAGACUUUGGAAGUGCAACAUAUGAUGAUGAACACCACAGCACAUUGGUCUCUACAAGACAUUAUAGAGCACCUGAAGUUAUCUUAGCUCUCGGGUGGUCCCAGCCAUGUGAUGUCUGGAGUAUAGGAUGUAUUCUUAUUGAAUACUACCUUGGGUUUACAGUGUUUCCUACACAUGAUAGUAAAGAACACUUAGCAAUGAUGGAAAGGAUUCUUGGACCUCUACCAAGACAUAUGAUACAGAAAACUAGGAAACGUAAAUAUUUCCACCAUGAUCGACUGGACUGGGAUGAACACAGUUCUGCUGGCAGAUAUGUUUCAAGGCGCUGUAAACCUCUGAAGGAAUUUAUGCUUUCUCAGGAUGCUGAACACGAGCUUCUCUUUGACCUCAUUCAGAAAAUGUUGGAGUAUGAUCCAGUAAGAAGAAUUACUCUCAGAGAAGCCUUGAAGCAUCCUUUCUUUGACACACUGAAGAAAACUGUAUAGAUCUAUAAUUGUACAGCUCUCUCAAAAGAGAUCUUAUAGACUGUAUCAGUCUAAUUUUUAAAUAGUAAGUUAUUUUGUACAACUUCGUAAAUUUCUUACAUUUUUACAUUGCCAUGUUUAUUUUGUUUGAUUUGUUAAAUACAUAGCUUAAGUAAUGAACCUUUUUCAGUGAUUGUAAAGUGAUUUAUUCAGAAUAAACUUUGUGUUUAUGAGAUAUA